Molecule: messenger RNA, 465 nt
Organism: Peronospora belbahrii
Lineage: Eukaryota; Oomycota; Peronosporomycetes; Peronosporales; Peronosporaceae
Source: the annotation of a GenBank genome assembly
AUGUCAAGUCAAACUACUCUUCUUGUAACAAUUCCAGACCAGGCACCUGGCUUAUACCAAUGCGUUGCUGCUAGCUUCAAUGAUGUUGCACCUAUUAGUCGCAAAAUUGCUGAACACUGCGGUUCCUCGGACCUACGGGUGUAUGAGUUCUUUGGUAUGAGCGAAGUAAGCAGUCUGCAGACGUGCAGCAUGCAGGGAAAGUGGAAGAUUGUCACGUGCCGCAUUACUAUUGACGUCGCGGAGACCAAGGUGGCGCCAGUCACGGAUGAGUUAAUCUUCAUCGCUCGCAACAUCAUGAUGGGCUACCUGAAGGAUGAACAGCAGACGAAAAAAGAAACGAUUGACGAGGACGGUAGACUACACUCAGGAGACUGCGGGAAGAUUGACAAUGACGCAUUUAUAAUGAUUACGGGUCGUAUCGAAGAGCUCAUUGUUGGUACAGGUAGUAAAACUGCAGCCGGGUAG